This is a messenger RNA of Saccoglossus kowalevskii, 3966 nucleotides long. RefSeq lists its product as uncharacterized. Gene Ontology annotation, cellular component: plasma membrane. Gene Ontology annotation, molecular function: protein binding. The record is from RefSeq and is a predicted model, not a curated record. NCBI's taxonomy places the organism in Eukaryota, Metazoa, Hemichordata, Enteropneusta, Harrimaniidae.
AUGGCACGUAUAUUGAUUGUCCUCUGUUUGGCUGCGUCAUUUUACCUUGUACAUCCUGCCUCACUUACUACUCUCCGAAGUCGACAACAAUCCGCGCAAACUAGAGGUGGUUCGAAACCCAUUACUAGAUUGGAAGGUGUUAAACAUCUGUCACGCAGCCGUGAAGCAAGUACAAACCAACAGUCUCCAGUUCUUCAAACUGAAACCAAACGAACAUCUCAGAUAAGUGAUAGAAAUAGAAGAGUCCUGGGAGCUCAAUCACCUAAUACAAACCAUCAGAAACGCCAAGUAAUGAUGGUUGGUACAGACAUUGUACAGUGUUGGGACGGCACUUCGAUUCCACUACAAUACAAAUGUGAUGGCAUAGUAGAUUGCCCAUAUGGCGAAGAUGAGUUACUCUGUCAGCAAGGAGCUCGAGGUUUUCCAACUGUUCAAUGUACCUGUGACGAGAUCCAGUGUGGUGAUGGUUCAUGUAUUCCCAAGUAUUGGCAGUGUGAUGGCUAUAACGAUUGCUGUGACGGUAGUGAUGAAGUCUCUUGCCCCAAUGUAUGUGGUUAUACUGACUUCCAAUGUCUUGAUGGCAGUUGCAUUCCGCUUAUCUUCGUUUGUGACGGUUUACUUGAUUGUUUAAUGGGCGAUGAUGAAGUAAGCUGUCAGGUGUCUUGUUCUGCUAACGAAUAUGCUUGUCUGAGUGACAACAAUUGCAUUUCCAACAGCUGGGUAUGUGAUGGCUACAAUGACUGCUUAGAUGGUGAAGACGAGAUUGGAUGUGAACCUGAAGCUUGUGAUCACAAUCAAUUUAUGUGUGAACCUGAUGUAUGCAUACCCUCUGACUAUGUAUGUGAUGGUAGCUGGGACUGCUUCUGGGGAGAAGAUGAAAUUGAUUGUUCCUGUGGUGAAUGGCAGUUUACUUGUUCCGAUGGUGCGUGCAUCUCAGAUUCAUUAGUGUGCAAUUCGAAUAAUGACUGUGCUGAUGGGGAAGAUGAAUUCGAUUGUGAAGAACAAACAUGUGAUGAUGACGAAUUCACCUGUAAUAAUGGCAAAUGUAUAAUCUCAUCUUGGGUUUGUGAUGACUAUUCUGACUGUGAUGAUGGAGAAGACGAAGUUGGAUGUGAAGAACAAACAUGUGAUGAUGACGAAUUCACCUGUAAUAAUGGCAAAUGUAUAAUCUCAUCUUGGAUUUGUGAUGACUAUUCUGACUGUGAUGAUGGAGAAGACGAAGUUGGAUGUGAAGAACAUACAUGUGAUGAUGACGAAUUCACCUGUAAUAAUGGCAAAUGUAUAAUCUCAUCUUGGAUUUGUGAUGACUAUUCUGACUGUGAUGAUGGAGAAGACGAAGUUGGAUGUGAAGAACAUACAUGUGAUGAUGACGAAUUCACCUGUAAUAAUGGCGAAUGUAUAAUCUUAUCUUGGAUUUGUGAUGACUAUUCUGACUGUGAUGAUGGAGAGGACGAAGUUGGAUGUGAAGAACAUACAUGUGAUGAUGACGAAUUCACCUGUAAUAAUGGCAAAUGUAUAAUCUCAUCUUGGAUUUGUGAUGAAUUUGCUGACUGUGAUGAUGGAGAAGACGAAUUUGGCUGUGAGGAAAAAACAUGUGGAAACGAUGAGUUCACUUGUAUUAAUGGACAAUGCAUUCCAAUACAGUGGGUUUGUGAUAGCGAGUCUGAUUGUACAGAUGGUGAAGAUGAAGAUGGUUGCCCGGUUACAACAUGUGACACAAAUGAAUUCACGUGUAUGGAUCGUUCAUGUAUUGCUAUGUCUUGGGUAUGUGAUGCAUAUAAUGACUGCGAUAAUGGUGAAGAUGAGUACGACUGUGAUGAGAACAGUUGUAAUGAUUAUCAGUAUAAGUGUAAUGGCGGGGAUUGUAUACCAGGUACGUGGGUAUGUGAUAAUAUGAGUGAUUGCGUCGCUGGUGAUGAUGAGGCCGACUGCGUGGAAACCUCUUGCACUGGGAGCCAAUUCAGCUGUAAUAAUGGUGAAUGCAUUCCCCAGCACUGGGUGUGCGAUGAAUGGUUCGAUUGUGAUGACGGGGAGGAUGAAAACGACUGUAGUAACAGACAAUGCAAUGAUUAUCAAUAUAAUUGUGGUAACGGACAAUGCGUCCCUGCAAACCGGGUCUGCGAUGGAUGGCUCGAUUGCAUCACUGGUACUGAUGAAUUCGGGUGUUCUGAGUGUGAUGCAAAUGAAUACACGUGCUCAGAUGGAUCCUGUAUUCCCGUAGAAUGGAAAUGCGAUGCCAUGCGAGACUGUCAGAUGAAUGAUGAUGAAGAAAACUGCGACAGUAACGACUGUGCUUCAUAUGAAUACCGUUGCCACAAUGGCAAAUGUAUACCGACUGAAUUUGUUUGUGACAGUAUGGAUGACUGUGAUCAUGGCGCGGAUGAGAUUGGGUGUGGGCAUGAGUACUGUUCUGAGGAAGAAUUCUCAUGUGGUGAUGACAGAUGUGUGCCAAGUGAGUGGCACUGUGAUGGCAUGAAUGAUUGUGGUAAUGGAGCAGAUGAGAUAGAUUGUGUUUGUAGUGAUAUACAAUACACAUGUGAUGAUGGCACCUGUAUUCCUGAUUUUUGGGUGUGUGAUGGUGAAAAGGACUGUCCUACCGGAGAUGACGAGAUUGACUGUGAAGGAUCACAAGGAAGCAGUGAAUGUUAUGGGUUUGUUUGCAAUGAUGGGGAAUGCCUAGCUCCAGCAUGGGAAUGUGACUCAGUGUACGAUUGUGAUGGUGGCGAAGACGAAAUCCACUGUAGCUAUGACAUGUUCCCAUGCAGUGGAGGUGGUUGCAUUCCUUAUUUUUGGCUCUGUGACAGUGCACAAGAUUGUCCAGAUGGCGAUGAUGAAAACAAUGCAGUGUGUGGUUGUGGUGAAUCACAGGCACCCUGCGGUGACCAAUUAACUUGCAUUGAAUCUGAUGCAAUCUGCAAUGGACAAAUCGAUUGUCCGGGCGGUGAAGACGAAUUUGAGUGUUGUAGCACAGAUGAGUUUCAAUGUGUAGAUGGUAGUUGUAUUAUCAGCAAGUUGCAAUGCAAUGGCUUUCCUGACUGUACAUCCGGUGAAGAUGAGUAUCCUGGCGAUUGCAUGACCGUUCCAACAGGUAAUAAAGUGGAUGGCGACUGGAUUAAUUUUGGUACACCAAGUGGUAGUGCAGCUAUGGAUGUUAGGAAAAAUAAAUUGAGAAGGAAAAUGCUCAAUUCAGCAGCCAGUAAGCAUCAGUGUCUUGAAGGGACGAGCUGCCGACAGCCGAAAAACAAAGUCUUGCCAUCACGAAAGAUCUUGAAAAACAAUAAAGAAGAAAAUGCAGAGAUGCAAUCUAAAAAAGAAAAGGAAUACCGAGCAAAGUAUUUGAUUAAAAUGUCAAAGGUUACACAAAAUAACUUGAAGAGAAAUAAAAUAUUUUCGACAUUAGGUGAAAAAUCAGUUAGGAGUGCAAACUACCAAAUCAGUCGGCUACAUGGUAGUAACAAAGUAGAUAUAGGGUUCGGAAUUAAUUUGAAUAAUAAAUACAUGAAAAGCUUCGGUAAUGGUGGGAUAAUGACGAAGAUUGAUAAAAAACGUAUUCAAGAGAAAAUUGGAAAGACAACCGCAAUUUCUAAGAAAAGUGUUGACGAGAGGAAAGUUACUUUGCCAGGAAACCUUAAUAAUAAAAAUAUUGAUGGAGACAAAUCAAUGAAAUUAGCCGUACGUGAGUCUAAAACCAAACAACUCACAGAUAAACAGUAUACAAGAACCCGCGAAACUGACAGACAAGGUGAAGGAACCAAGCCAGAUAUCCACGUUAAGAAAUCCAAGCAUCAGAUGAAGGAAUUAAAAACAGCUGGAAAUAAAAAGAAAGAGGCCAUGGUAAAUGGAAACGCCAAGCAAACUAAAGAACACGGAGGAUAUGGUAAAAAGACUGGAGAAGGUCGUCAACAAUCACCAAACGUGAAGAAAAUUCAUGGUUCGGCAAAUAUAGAGCGGGAAAAUCGGGUCUAA